This is a messenger RNA of Linum trigynum, 1996 nucleotides long. NCBI's taxonomy places the organism in Eukaryota, Viridiplantae, Streptophyta, Magnoliopsida, Malpighiales, Linaceae. The record is from the annotation of a GenBank genome assembly.
AUCGCAAUAUUACGAUUACAAAAACACCAUAAGUGAGUGAGUGGCCGGCCGGUUCUUCUGUUUUAUAUACAUAAUAUAUAUAAAACAACGUGACAUUAGGCAAUGAUUUGAAUUAAAUAGCUUUUCUAUUGUUGGGAAUUGGUUGCUGUAUGCUGGUAUUUAAUGCUAAUACAAUUAAUUAAUGUAUUAUUAUAUUGCAACUGCUCACUCAUAGAACUCUCUUCUUCCCUCGUUGUUCUAUUAAUUAAGGUUUUGUUGGAUGUAUGGCUCGGGUCCAGUCGCGCCAAGGAGCCAGCGCGACGCCGCCUCAGAUGGAUCAGACGCGUUAGCGCCAACGCAACCAAAGCCGCACCCACAGUCGCGCCCACGCGAGAAGCUCGAGCGUGAGGAAGCCUCACCCGCGGACGUGAACUCCAGACGACCGAACGACGGUGUUUCAACCAAGAGUUGACUAGGCCAAGUCUACCUCGAAAACGACACCAUAUCCCCCGAAGAGUGGUCACAUCAUAGACAUAGGUACAAUCAUGGGUAAAUCUCCUAGUCCUAGGUAGGAGUAUGGUCUAAAGUUCUGACAUGUCAGCGGUCUUGUCACCAUGUAACUCACCCACCACCAUGUAGCCUAUAAAUAUGACAUUUACUCCGGUGGGUGAGAGGAGGGCAUUUUUACUCUCUCAGUAGACUUGGAAGAACUCCCUCUCUCUAAGAAUAUCUGUGUUCCUAAACCCCUCGUUGCUUACUCUUCUCAACCUUUUUUCCGAGUCUACCUCCUACUCUCAGUUGGACUCACACAAUUGGCGCCCACCGUGGGGCAAGAGUAGAGAAGCAGCAAGACAGAGAAGUCGUCAAUGGCAGAACAAGACAAUAACAUUCCUAACGAAGCAACCCCGAUCAAGGCAAUGACAAACUCAAGGUCAUUCGCAGAAACGAGCAACCUCAACGCGGUCCUAAUCGAAGAGGAAGAGCCAGAGCUGACAGCCAAGGAGGUCCGCCAGCAAAUGACCAAACAAAACGAGGUCAUCGCGGACAUGCAAGCGAAAAUGAACCAAGUGAUCGCCUUGAUGAUGAGCAAGGAAACCGCCGCGACUACGUCCGAGCGUCAAGCGAUGACGCUGCCACCGCCGGCAGAUUGCCAAACAGUUAGGCAAGCCAACCCACAAUUUCGCGAGCAGGACCCGCCAGAGAGAGCGGAUCUGACUUUCCUGGAACAGCACCUGUCCCCACAAUAUUGCACACCGCCCAAGAAAGCCUUGCACCAACCACUGUGCACCCAAAUUAUGGCGGAACACCUAAGCGGGAUCCCACCCACCCUGCCCAUGUACAAUGGGACGACAGACCCGGAGGACCAUGCCAGCAGCUUCUGCCUGCGCAUGCAGCUGCAAACAAACUCCAACGCGGCAUUAUGCAGAACCUUUCCGUCCACAUUCGUGGAGAUAUGCCUGGACUGGUAUAACUGCCUCCCCAACGGAAUCAUCUGCACCUUUGAAGAGUUCAUACUACUCUUCACAACGAAGUUCGCCUCCCAAAAGAGAAGGCCGCUCCACCUUAAGGCAUUGAUCGACCUAAAACAGAAGGACGGGGAGAGUCUGCGGGCAUUUUACGCCAGAUGGUCGAGGACCACUAUAGCAGUGCGUGACCUGACUCCAGAGACUGCCGCCCACCACCUCAUGGAAGCGACCACCAAAGCGGAACUCAAACGCGCGUUGGCAAAAGGACCCGUCAUCUCUUCCUCGGAACUGGAAACCAAAAUCGAGAAAGCCAUUACCCUGGAAGAAACCCUGGGAGCAGGGUCGGUCCGCCGCUACGAGCCAGCAAAACCUCCGCGAGAGGAACAAAGGCGAUGAGAGCCACAACUCCCGCUCCCGCAGUACCACAGCGGGUAUGGCAAGCAGCAAGCUCCGCAAGAUCCCCCACAACGCAGGCGCUCACCGGAUAGGCGCCCGCAGACGAGCUUCACCCCCCCCCCCCCUAAAUGACUCAUUAAAGAACAUAUUCCACC